GCCAUUUUGGCUCAUGCCUUGUGUCUCGCCUGCUUUCGGGCGCUCGCAGGACCGCAUGGGAUGGCUAUGGGUGGGGACCCACGGAGGUUCCCCCGCCGCCAGUGCCCAGAGCGCGGCGAGGCGGCGCGGCGGGCGCGGGCGGUUUCCGAUGCUGCGGUGCAGCGCGCCCUCGCCCGCGCCGCUGUGCUAGAGGAGCAGCUGGCGGCCGCAGAGGAGGGGCUGGAAACGGUAGUCGGCGGUGCUGCCCUGGCUGACCGCCUGGCCGCGGUGCUCUUUGCGCUGCGCCAGCUGGUCCGCGGCGGGCAGCCCGCGUGGCUUGAGCGCCUGCGGCGCAACGUGGAGCUGCACGCGAAGGUUCCCGCCAUCGUCGGCCGCAUUGCUGACGCGUCGGCGCCGGAGCUCCGGGCAGCGCAGAAGGCUGGGCGCCUCGGCGCGGCCACCGGCUCCGGGGCAGGAUGGCGUCUGGUUUUACCUCUCGACACCGAUGCGCCGAGCUUCGUGCCGUCCGAAGGCCGCAGGCUGGCCCUGCCUGCGACGUGCACAUGCGGUGCGGUGGUAUUUUCCUGCUCCGCCAGGGCUGCCGCAUUUUCCUCGUGGGAGACGAUGUCAGCGAACGCCGAGUUCCUGGAGUACACGGCUUGGGUCGGCCUCCCAGCGGCUGCGCUGGUGCCGAAGCGCGAGCCGCGGUACAAGCACCCGUUCGUGCGCCUGGCCGAGCGGCUCGGCACCCAAGGGGUCCGCGGCGUGGGUCAGCCUCCCCGCGGCGUCGCUGCUGCCGACGCGCGCUGCUAGGAGAGUGCAGCCGUUCGCUCGUCGGGUCGUCAUGCUCGCUGAGACGGACGCGUGGGAAGGCGUUGAUCGCCGCCGAUCUUAUCCGGAAGGGCUCGGGCAUGAGCCCGCGGGCCGUGGAGUGCUGGCGGGGUGCUCCAGCUCGGCGGCCCCAACGCACUCUGAGGCCGAUUUCACAGUGCAGGCCGUCUUGUAGGGGCAGAGAAUUUGCAUGCUGAGGCCUGCUGCCGACUACCUAGCGGAUCUCGUGCGCGAGGUGCGUGAGCUUCGCCUCAGUCCGCAGGAUGUCGAUGCGAUCGAGUCGCUCUCGUCGUUGGGGGGCGGCGAUCAUCGACGCUUUGGUUGCGGAAGGGGAAGCGACGCUCGUGGAUUUGAUGUAGGAGGAGGAGGACACUGCGGCGUUGGUGCUCGACGGGCUGGGUGUGCUCGGAGGUGCUGGCCGAGGCACGGUGUUCGAGCCGCAUGCCACCCCGCAGGAAAGGAAGGAGUUGGCCGACGCCAUGAAACCUCAGCGGAUGUGCCGUGUCCGUCGCAUGUGUACGGCGUUGUGGUUGGCUGGCUCGCAAGGCGGAGUGGUGCUAGCUCCCACGGUGCAGUGAGUGGCAGCCGCACGGCAACCCACCUGCGCCGAACGCAUGCGUGCAGCGGUCCCCCCGCGAAGUGACAAC
Prorocentrum cordatum is the source of this 1457-nucleotide messenger RNA. Lineage: Eukaryota; Dinophyceae; Prorocentrales; Prorocentraceae. The record is from the annotation of a GenBank genome assembly.